GUCACGAUUAUGUCAAACAGGUAAUUAUGUCUCACUUGCACCACUCCUAAGUGUUCAUUCUCACCUGUCUGUGGAUGUUUACCUGAAACCACCGAGCGGUGUAAGUCGAUAAGAGGCAGCCGAGCCGUUACUCCGGAGGCUUGCCUAACAAAGUGAGACAUGGCUGAAAUUAGUGCUGUCAACGCUGGUUUGCCCUCACCAUCCACUAUUAACGUCACUUUCCCGGUGCCAGAGGACGCCAGCACCGCCGCUGCAGCUCCUCCUGCAGCCUCCCUGAGCAGCGACGACUACCUGUUUGUGGAAGCCAGGCACCCCAACACCGUCCUGCAGGGCCUCAAUAGCCUGCGGCUCAACAACGCCUUCUGUGAUGUGACCCUGUGCUGUGGAGGACAGGAGUUCCCCUGCCAUCGAAUCGUGCUGGCCUCUUUUAGCUCCUACUUUCAGGCGAUGUUCUCCACUGACCUGAUUGAGUCUAAACAGGAGCGAGUUGCCAUCAACGGCGUUGAGCCUCAGAUGAUUGGCAUGCUGGUGAGCUACGCCUACACAUCAGAGGUCUACAUCUCCAAAGCUAAUGUGCAGGCUCUGCUGGCAGCAGCCAAUCUGCUGGACGUGAUGGCAGUGCGAGAGGCCUGUUGUCGUUUCAUGGAGCGUCAGAUGGAUGAGAUGAACUGUGUGGGGAUUCACUGCUUCGCUGAGGCUCAUUCUUGUAAGCGGCUGGAGAACAGCAGCAUGGACUACAUUUUGGAGCACUUCAGUAAUGUUUACCAGCAGGAGGAGUUUCUUUCUCUGUGCGUGGACAAGCUGACAGAAAUCCUUGCCAGUGACCAUCUCAAUGUGCUCAAAGAGGAGGUGGUGUUCGAGGCGGCCAUGCUGUGGUUGAAUAAAUGUCCCUCCCGCAAACAGAGCUUUGAAAAGGUCCUUGAACACAUCCGUCUGCCUCUGAUCAGCCCUUACUACCUCCACGACGUCAUCGAGUCUCUAGAUGUGGUGAAGGAGAACCAGGCCUGCCAGAGGCUCAUCUCUGAGGCCAAGGACUAUCUGCUGCUAAAGGACCGCCGCGGGGAACUCUACUGCCCGAGAGCGAGGCCACGAAGGUCCACAGGGACAGCUGAAGUGAUAGUGACAGUCGGUGGGGAGGAUGACAAGGUGGUGCUGCGCAGCGUCGAGAGCUUCGAUCCUGUGACCAAUCAGUGGAAGAAUCUGGCAUGCCUCCCCUUCGCUGUGAGCAAACACGGGCUGGUGGUGUCGGACUCCACUCUGUAUCUGGCAGGAGGAGAAUUUCCUGACGGCUCAGCGAGCAGGGAGAUGUGGCGUUACGACCCAUGCUUUGACUCCUGGUUCGAGAUGGCGCCGAUGAACGUAGCUCGCUCUGAGUUAGGCCUGGUGAUGCUGGACGGUUUUGUUUAUGCCGUUGGAGGAUGGGAGGGACGUUCUCGCCUGGACUCAGUCGAGUGCUACAACCCUCACACCAACUUGUGGCAGUUCACAGAGCCCGUCAAGAUGGCCGUCACAAGUCCUGCCGUGGUCGCCCUGGAUGGACUGCUCUAUGUUACAGGCGGUGCAGUUCUAGAAGAUGGUGACGGCACGGACCUGGCUCAGGUGUACAACCCUAAAACAUCAGUUUGGACGGAGAUCGCUCCGAUGCAGAUCGCUCGCUCUGGCUCAGCUGCUUGUACUCUUAAAGGAAAACUUUAUGUCAUCGGUGGAUGGCAUGCCUCCACAGAGAACACGGAUAAAGUCGAGUGUUACAAUCCUAAAACCAACCAGUGGACCAUGUGUGCCCCCAUGAAGGAGCGACGCUACCGGCCCGGUGCUGCUGUCGUGGACGGAAAGAUCUACGUCCUGGGAGGAGAAGAAGGCUGGGACAGGUAUCACGACACCAUCGAGAGGUACUGUGAUGAAACGGACACGUGGGAGAUCGUUGGAGAGAUGCCGACGAGUCGCAGCUGGCUCAGCUGCGUCUCUCUCCAGCUGAGGAAGGACAUCUGCAUGAGCAGCUGUCCUGACACACCCAAUGAUAACUGAGCAACUGUGCUGAGAAGAUUGACUUUUGUGGUUAUUUGCACCCUCAUGGAGGAUGGCGGUCUACAGCGCUCGGAACUGUGGAGACGGCAAUCUGCAGAGGGAGGCCUGGACACAGCACAAUGAUUGUGCUGCUGCUGGUGGAAGUGGUGGAGUCUUACUCACUCCUCUGGUGACAAAGGAAGUGUCAUACAUGGAGAUGAAGGGAUAGAUUAAUUGACGGACUGAUCAAGGACUCAGUCAGCAGUCUGCACCCACUCUCCGUAAGAUGUGAACAUGUCUAGGGUUACGUUUUACUGCCCCAGCACCUUGAAUCUGUGACGCUCCUCCCAGCCAACAUAGUGUAUUUUUGUAUCAAUUAUUUUGUGAUGUAUUUAUUGGGGUGUCGUAACUUUAAAAGAAACUAUGAAUCAUUUCAGUCCAGUAAAAGAUGCUCUGUGGGCCAAAGAAUCUCAGUGUGAAUACUUUCAAAGGUUACCUGUGGAAAACGAGAUGUCUUACAUGUGCAUUGUUUUUUUUUUUGUAUUUAAACUUUAUAAGUUCAGAACAAUUGUCACUACCUGUGAUAUGUUGAGUAUAUUUUUGUAAUGUAGUGUGCAUCAUGCCUUUUAGUGGUUUUUAAAUGGAAUUAGGUUCUAAUAAAUGAUGUAUAAUUCUGUUAUAAUUGCUGCCUGUUUCUUUCUUUACUUAAGGCUAAAAAACAACCCACAAACUUAAGUGAGGAAGAAAAGGGCUUGUGCAGUUCUGUCUCUAAGUUCUGUACAUCUUUGUUGUAUCUCAAGUCCAAAUUGUCCUAAUUUUCACAAAAAAACAUUUGGUUGUGAUCAAAAUAUUUUGGAAAUUUUGGUCAGGAUUUAUUACUUAAAAGGUUGUGAUGGAUCCUUUGAGCCCUUCAAAUGUUAUUUACAUAAAUUUCUUGUAGCUAUUAUUCAACUUUGUCAACUUUUUCUGCUAUUAAUUUGCAGUUCUGUAAAUCUGACACUGAUCUACAGGGGUGUCAAUAAGUUUUCUGGUUCUCGUCAAAAGCUAAAAACAUUUGGUCCCACCACCCCCAAGCCAUCCCUGUAUGAUGACUUUAGUCACACUUCUAAGCAUAUGCCCCAAUAAAGGCUGUCAGAAUCUUAGAUAAUUAAUCCUGAGGGAAAUUCAAGG
Molecule: messenger RNA, 3174 nt
Organism: Cheilinus undulatus (humphead wrasse)
Lineage: Eukaryota; Metazoa; Chordata; Actinopteri; Labriformes; Labridae
Product: kelch-like protein diablo
Exons: 12
Coding region: 160-2025 (621 amino acids)
Molecular function (GO): protein binding
Source: RefSeq, a predicted model, not a curated record